UUUCUUUUCAACCUGCUAUUGUAGGUUAACUACACACGACAGUAAAAAAUAAUAAAUUAAGAAAAAAAAUUGUUGUUACUGUCUCUUACAUUCUCUUGCAUACUGUUGAUAGGUGGUGUGAGAUAUAAUUGUAUACACUGUAAUUAAAAUAAAAGUGUUUAAUAAAUAAUAAUAAAUAUGUCGACGGAUUUUUAUAUAAGAUAUUACGUUGGUCACAAAGGUAAAUUUGGCCACGAAUUUUUGGAAUUUGAAUUUCGUCCUGACGGUAAAUUGCGCUAUGCAAACAACUCAAAUUACAAAAAUGACACCAUGAUCCGUAAAGAAGCUUAUGUACAUCAAUGUGUUAUGGAGGAAUUAAAAAGAAUAAUUCAAGAUUCAGAAAUAAUGCAAGAAGAUGAUUCCUUGUGGCCACAACCAGACCGAGUUGGUAGACAAGAGUUGGAAAUAGUAAUUGGAGAUGAGCAUAUAUCAUUUACAACUUCGAAAACUGGUUCUCUCCUUGAUGUUAAUCAAUCUCGUGAUCCAGAAGGACUUCGUUGUUUCUACUAUUUGGUUCAAGAUCUUAAAUGUCUUGUUUUCUCGCUCAUUGGACUUCAUUUCAAAAUCAAGCCAAUAUAAACAAAAUUUAACAAAUAUACUUUUUCAUCAUUAUCUUGAUCUUUUUUUUUUAUUAUCAUUUUGUAAUUCCAUAAUCAAAACAUCCUACAUGUAUUACUUUGAAUAAAAUAAAAUUUCAAUAAUCUUUAUAA
This is a messenger RNA of Microplitis mediator, 749 nucleotides long. It is a transcript of the gene mago, whose product is annotated as protein mago nashi homolog. Gene Ontology annotation, biological process: RNA splicing. Bases 178 to 618 code for a protein of 146 amino acids. The transcript has a single exon. Lineage: Eukaryota; Metazoa; Arthropoda; Insecta; Hymenoptera; Braconidae. The record is from RefSeq and is a predicted model, not a curated record. Gene Ontology annotation, cellular component: nucleus; exon-exon junction complex; catalytic step 2 spliceosome.